Sphaerulina musiva SO2202 is the source of this 1739-nucleotide messenger RNA. RefSeq lists its product as uncharacterized. Lineage: Eukaryota; Fungi; Ascomycota; Dothideomycetes; Mycosphaerellales; Mycosphaerellaceae. Bases 108 to 1466 code for a protein of 452 amino acids. The record is from RefSeq and is a predicted model, not a curated record. The transcript has a single exon.
CUUCUAGCAAGUCGUGGUUCGCACAGACAUCCUCCAGCACCAACCGAGUCCCAUCAACCUCCAACCAUGAGCUGCCGCGAUGGCGCAGUUCUUCUCCGUCGUCAUCAAUGAUUCCUCCUCCCAUCGUCCAGAGCCAAUAUAUGCCGCCACAGUACCCAGCGACCACACAACCUCGAUUCGUAGAGAAGCCGACCGAAGUCGAGGAAAAGCAACAAGAACUCGAAGCCGAUCUUCAGUUCUUGCUAGAUGCGCAGGCAGAAGGCCUGAUUCAAGGACUAGAGGGUGGAAAUGUGGAUGACCGUAGCUCCACAGGCAGUACAACGCCCACGGUUCACGGGACGCGCAGCCCUGCUCCGAGGCGGAUGCGGCCUCCACGAAGACGGCAACCAGGGUUGCGAAGUGCUCGGAAAGGCAUAUACAGCAGCAUUAUUGCCUUAGCAAAUCUCAAGAAUGGAGAGCUUCAGAACGUUCACGCAGAGGUACACGAGCAUGACGCGACUCUUGGUCAGAUAGAAGCGUGGGAAAAGAAGCGACAAGGCCUGCAUGAAGCUUCUCGCAACGUUGACUCUGAAGAGGAGACGAUACGGGUGCAACGUUUGAAGCAGGAAGCCGAUGCUUUGCAAGUUGAAAUCAAUCGAGUGGAGUUGAGCCUCACGGAGAUGAAGACCAGACAUCGGAAACUGGUGAGUCAGGCUGCUGCCAUGGAGAACUCCGUACAGGCCCGCAUCGCAUCCUAUACGGAAAGCCUGCGACUACUUGAGAACGACAUCCAGAAAUUCCUGCGUCGUAGCCCCGACGGCCUUCAUGCCAGACCACUGGCAGCAUCAUCUGCAGAGGUCAAAGCCUCGGUAUGGCAACUACCUCCCCAACGAAGAAACCUUGACCUAGCUAAAGCGUACUGGAACGAGCAGCGCGAACAAGCGCUACAGCAUGCUGAGGACACAAAGUUCGAGAAGUCCGCUCUAAUUGAAGGUGCUGGGAUGUGGCGCGAAGCAGUGACAGAGGUGACAGACUUCGAAAAACAGCUCAGGACCGAGAUGUCUGCAUUGCGGCCAUCGUCACCGAACUCGCAGUCGGCUUGGGACGACCCUCCGAGCACAAGUAUUUCAGAUAAUGAACAUGCCGAUCGCAUGCAACACAUACUCGAGAAGAUAGACAACGUGGCCGAGUCGCUGCAUGCGAAGUUGCAGAAGGCCGAAGAGCGGAAUUGGAAGCUGCUACAAGCGGCGCUUGGAGCAGAGCUGGAUGCGCUUAGUCGAGGCAAACAGAUACUCGCAAGUGCUUUGAGCGCAGCCGGUAGCAAGUCCCCGGAAACAGGUGGGCAUGAGCUCAAGAAGGCAAACUCUAGUGAAGAGAUAGAUGCGCUUGACAAGAGUUUCUCCGCAUCUCGAGCCGUGAACGACGACGAUGAAGAGCCGCCGCCUGAAUUACUCUUUUCCAAAGCUCAUGAUGUAGACACUGAAUGAAGAAAUGGAUCCGUCUCCUACAUCCUACAGGUCAGGUACAUACAUGUACCUACGAAAGACUGCGCGGGCUUACAUAAGCUUGAAAGCUCGACCCUUCGACCUCAACAGCCGAGUGGCUAACAGUAAACUACUUCCGUGCCAUACAUAGCACUCUCGGGUCCCGUCAGCGCAGUCCUAUGGUGCAGACGUGAGCAAAUGAUGUUCCCAAGUCUGACGAAUUCUGUGACUGAGAGGCUCAGGUACCUGUACCGGACGAGCCAUGACCGAGCCAAC